Aureobasidium melanogenum CBS 110374 is the source of this 1746-nucleotide messenger RNA. RefSeq names its product tubulin-specific chaperone. The transcript is spliced from 4 exons. Lineage: Eukaryota; Fungi; Ascomycota; Dothideomycetes; Dothideales; Saccotheciaceae. Gene Ontology annotation, molecular function: protein binding. The record is from RefSeq and is a predicted model, not a curated record. Gene Ontology annotation, cellular component: extracellular matrix. Bases 1 to 1746 code for a protein of 581 amino acids.
AUGUCGUCUUUUUACCCCGGCAAACGCCUUUCCACAAAAGGUGAACGCUGUACAGUACGCUAUGUCGGCGAAGUCAAGGGGAAACAAGGCCAAUGGCUAGGUGUAGAAUGGGAUGAUCCCACCCGAGGAAAGCAUUCUGGAACUCAUGAUGGAAUUGAGUACUUCAAGUGUAGGAGCUCACACCCCACGGCUGGUUCUUUUCUUCGUCCCUCGGCAGCGUGGGAUCAACCAAGGACUUUUCUCGAAGCAUUAAGAACAAAAUAUGCACCUAUCGAAACUGGAGACAACGCAUUCAAUCAAAAUGUCAUCAGAAUCAGCGGCAAAGAAGCUGAAGAAGUUGGUUUCGAGAAAAUUGCACGGCAGCAAGCUCAGCUGCAAAACCUUCGCAUCGUAGUCUUGGAUGACUUGCUUGUCAAGGCCUACGACGAAAACAACACAAACUCCGAAGACAGCCCAAAAUGCAUAUCAGAGACCUGUCCAAACAUCACCGAUCUCGAUCUAGGAAGGAAUCUGUUUGAAACCCUAUCCGAGAUUUCAGAAAUAUGCGAUCGUCUGCCAAAGCUGAAGUUCUUGAGACUAGAUGCAAAUCGUCUGCGAGAUGUUUCUGAGCGAAAAGAGGACUUCAAUGAGACCAAUUCUGGCCUGGCGCAACUUACUUCUGCGAGUGUUGAUCAUAUGCUCUGUAAAGGCAAAGAGCUCGAAACCCUGCUACGCUCAAUGUCAAAUGUCAAAGAGCUGUCGGCAUCGAGCAAUCAACUGGGUUCGCUGGAUGAAUGCAGCUUACCAAACACGUUACACUCGAUCACUCUGGAAGACAACGACUUCUCAAGUCUCGAAAAUGUGCGUCACCUGAAAGACUGCUGUCCACAACUUCGCACCUUGAACCUCAAGAACAAUCAAAUCUCCAGCACUUUCAAGGACCCGCAACAUAAGAGCACCUUCAAGCUACCGGAAACUAUUACCGAUCUGGAUCUUUCAUAUAACAACAUAACUUCCUGGACCAUCAUCAAUGAACUACCGACAGUCUUUCCAGGAUUGAAGCAUUUACGUAUAGCUCAUAAUCCUUUACUCUCUUCUUUACGCUCAGCCGAUGGCAAGCCCUUGACCUCUGCUGACGGCUAUAUGCUCACCAUCGCUCGUCUGCCUCAGCUCGAGACACUGAACUACUCCAAAAUCACCGAGAAGGAGCGACUGAACUCUGAAACAUACUACCUUUCCCAAAUUGGCAGAGAGUUGUCUCUGUCACCUCAGGAAAAGGAAAAGGAUAUUCUAGCAUCUCAUCCAAGGUGGACGCAGCUAUGUGAGGAGUAUGGCGAGCCCAAAGUUGAGCGUCAAGCUGAAAGCAAAAUUGAUCCCAAUUCUCUGGCAGCCAGGCUACUAGAGUGUACAGUGUACUCGCCUGCUGCAGCCGCAAUCCGUGAUUUGCCAAAUGAACACGAUCCGCUUGUGGUUGAGAUACCCAAAUCCUGCAGCAUUUACAAGGUUCACGGAAUCAUCGGUAGGCGUCUGAGUGUCGAGCCCACCCAACUUCGUUUGAUCUUAGAGACUGGUGAGAAAGAUCGCGUGGACAUGGCUACAUGGAAUGGGGUAGAAGAAUGGGAUUCUGACGAAGAAGACGCGGAAGAGGUUGGUGAAGAGUGGAAAGAAAGAGAAGAGGAGCUUAUUCCUGGUACGAGACCAUUGGGCACUUUUGUUGAUGGAAUGGUGGCAAGGAUCAGAGUCGAGCUUAGACGGAGUCGAGAGUAA